Messenger RNA from Symbiodinium pilosum, 208 nucleotides. Lineage: Eukaryota; Dinophyceae; Suessiales; Symbiodiniaceae. The record is from the annotation of a GenBank genome assembly.
GUGGGAGAUCAUUCGAUCACCGCGUCUGCGCGGCGAGUUGUGGUCCGGUUGGAUCCAGAUCCUCAUGUCCAUGCAGGCCAUGAACCCACACAAGCGGCGUAGCCUGAAUCAUGUGGAGUUCACAAGCCCCUCGUGGGGAAAUGCGCUGACGCUGCACACAGACCUUGGGUCUAACACCUGGCUCAUCCUUGAUGCCAUCGAGUUCAAG